AGUGUACCGUCGGCGGCAGCGACAACGGUGGCGGCUAGCGACAUAUUCUGUAGCGAAGUGGCGAGGGGGAAGUCCCGUCUGGGAGAGGAGGUGCUAAUGUCGAGCUGUUGCUAGUACAGCGUGAAAACGAUGUACCGGUCAGUUCUAGGCCUAACGGAAGGGCGUCCACGUCGCUUUGCACGUUGACACCGUAGACGGCAUGCCACAAAAAGAGGAACAAGGGAACGAGCUGCCAGACCAAAUAGAUACAGCGCAGAAUAAAUAACUUCGUGCUAAUGAGGAAUGGUCUUACGCAGCCGCAGUGUAUCAUCUUGUUGCUGACACGUUAUCAGCCGGUUUCUCAGUGUUGUGUGUGUAUGUACGUGCGUAUGUUUGUGCACCUUUUGAUCCACAACUGUGUACAAAGGAGCUCCGCAGCAGAUACUGCAUACGUUCCGGAUGAUUGGCUCAAUGUGAAAGAGAAAGUGGAGAAAGGACACAUGUGCCUGUUUCUAAGCAAGAUUCGCUAUACAAACGUGUUGUUCGAGGAGACUGUACGCUAACAUUGAAUACGAACGCCUGCAUCUGAGGAUUUCUGUUGAUACAUGUGAUAAACAUACACUUCUAUAUUGCCGAACACGCACAAAUAUAAAGUGGGUGCGUGUAGAAAGAUCACGUGCACGUUGGAUAAAACUUUGCAUACUACUGGAUAUUACAAAGGAAACAAAGCAUCGCAGGCAGCGUAACCUGCCUCACCUUCGUUCAACAAUGACCUAAGCCACCACCCAAAGAGGACAACAUUUUAAUAUGACAUCGUCACGCAAAAACAACGUUGCCGGCAAAGCAGCUACCAGACAUCAACGAUAAUCAAACAUUUACGACGAAACGGAGGCGUAAAUUUGAUCGCAACACGGAGUUCCAUUGUUCCUCAACACGCGUGUAUAUAUAUAUAUAUACACGCGUGUAUAUAGAUAAGACAUACACAUAUGGAGUAGCAGCUAAUGGUAUCGCCGCUGCCAACGUGAUGCUAAGCGUAACGCUUGGCUCAUUCCAAAGGAUGGAAGAAUAUCGACAAGCCAAAUCAGGCCAGGCAAAGACGAUGGAAAACAACGCUGGUAAGGAAAAUGAAAGCGAUUACCAAUAGAGACCUCUCUCUAAUCAGAAAAGACGUCACUGCGCUUGUUGCUUUUCAUGCUCGCCCUGUAUUAUAUAUGGUAAGGGUCCGUCUCGCCUGACAACGUAGCUGUUACAAAAAGGUCAACGCUGCUAUAAGGCGUAUAUAUUUGUUUGCCGCUUAAUACGAUCACCGUUGUGCCAUCACCGGAUCCCGUAGCUAACGUGACUUCAUUGGGCUCGUUCACUGCGUUCUGCGCGACGCCACAACUGUAAGGGCUAAGGUCGACAGAAAAUGCGUACGAAGUGAAGUCGCGUUUGAGUGUCUACGUAUUGAGCGCUGAACCUCACGCCCAACAUCGAGGACAAUUUCGGCGUCCUUGAGAGACACUUUAAAUAUGACGCCCCGGUUAUCUAGCACCAUCGGCACCGCUGCCACUACCGUAUUCAUAUGCGUUUUCGUCCUUUUCCUGCAAACGGCACGGGUGGAUAGCCAACAACAUGUACGACCACAACAGUUUGCUAUUGAGCCAACAGCGCGUACGGCCAUUGUCGGCGACACCGUGGUGCUGGCGUGCCGUGUCACCGACAAAGCCGGAGCGCUUCAAUGGACUAAGGAUGGCUUCGGGUUAGGCACUAACCGCAAUUUGUCAGGAUUCCCACGUUAUCAGAUGGUGGGUAGUGAUGAUGAAGGCGACUAUUCGCUUCACAUUAGCCCAGUGGCACUCGAGGAUGACGCCAUGUACCAGUGCCAGGUUGGGGCGUACGAUGGCGUCAAGGGCAUUCGGUCGCGGACGGCGCAUUUCACUGUAUAUGCUCCUCCAAAACCACCGAAAAUAUUAAGAGGUACCGAUAUUACCCUCCGUGCCGGAGAAACCGUAAGCCUUACGUGCGAGUCGCUAGACGGAAAACCCGCCGCGGAGCUAGCGUGGCUUGACGGGGAUAACAAUGUUGUAAGCAAUGGACUCGAGUACAAAAAAUCGCCGUCGAAAAAUAACAAACGCGAGAACGCUGAAUUGACAUGGACGUUCGAGGCCACCAAGGAGCUCAACGGCCAGCGGCUUACCUGUCGCGCCGAGAACCCCGCUCUCAAACAGCCUCUCAUAACCGCUAUCAACGUAAGGGUUCAGUAUGCCCCGGAGAUCACACUGACAGUGAACAAGGAUGAGAUUCAUGAGCAAGACAGCGUCGAGUUACGUUGCAAAACGUCAGCCUUUCCAGAACCCUUGUCGAUACACUGGUACCGAAACGACGAACCUAUUAAAGCUGAUGACGGCCAAGAUGUGUUAGAGCUGACCAAGGUCUCUCGCAAAGCCAAUGGUGACAUGAUCUCAUGCGAAGUCCGUAACGCUGUCGGAGUAAAUCGUUCCACAGUGGCACUCAACGUUAUCUAUAAGCCGCAGUUCAAGACGAGUGAUAAGCCAGUGAUGGCGGUUCUUGGCACCGAAGUCGCGAUUAGCUGCGAUGUCGAUAGCAACCCUAAACCGGAAGUCGUGUGGACACGCCAGGGCUCGAAUGUGGUGCUAGGUAGACAACAGGUUUAUGUCAUACGCGAGAUGACGCCAAGCGACGUCGGGACGUACACUUGCCGCGCCACAGUUCCAAAAUUCCCGGAUAUUACCAACGAUUACCAUGUGUAUAUUAAGGGCGCUCCGCGAAUCAUCUCACCGCCGUUGCAGUAUGCUAGUGAGGGUGCAGAAGCACGCGUCGAGUGUCUCGUUCAGGCUGUUCCACCAGCAACUCGCGUGCAGUGGUUCAAGGACGGCGUACUCAUCGACACUGACAAGAUUCAGGGCUACCACAUUGCUCGUGAGCCGCUUCCAAGUGGCGAGCGUAAUCUGCUUGUAAUCGAGCGUGCUACCGCGAGCGACUUUGGCGAAUACAAUUGCACCGUACAAAAUACGUUUGGCGAGCAUUCAGCAACAAUCAGCGUCGAAUGCGACCGUAGGGCAGCCACGACACUCCUCAUGCUCGGCGCGACGGCAGCAGCAAUCUUCAUCGUACUAUUUGCAGUUACGAUGACCAUUUGUCUCCGGAAGAAGCCCCCGCCUCAAGAUUUCAAGGAAACCCCGGGUAAGCCUCUGUCAACCGGCGGGUUAGUAUCGGAUAAGGAUAACAAUUCGUCCGGUGGGGAGUCCGACAUGAAGGUCGAAAUCCGCACUGCGUCGUCACUGUCCAACAAUGAAAACAAUUCACCACAGCAUACUCCGCUAACCGCUAUGGAUAGCUCUUGGGAUAGUGGAGUUCCACCAGACGCCAGUACACUACCCCCAUAUAAAGCGUUCAACGACUACACAUGUUCGUCCUACCAGGCACAAACGAACAUACUCAGUAACAAACCUCCCGAGCCGCCUCAGCAGCAAAACAACGGAGGAUAUGGUGGCGGCAGUAGUGGUUGCGUUGCCAGUUCGGGCAUCGGUGGGGGUGUCGGUCUCGGCAUCAGCGGCAGCGGUGGACCGUGCGCCAUGAGCGAUUACAUGACGGCGAACAGCGACUACGGUGUGAUGUUGCCAUUGCAGUCUUUGCCACCGUUGUCACCGCAGACGUCGCCCGUCCACACCGUCCAUCCCCUAACCGUCCUUAACGGCGGUCUACGCAUUUCGCCUCAGCACUUGGCGAACGUUUCACCGCAUCAGCAGCACAGGCCAAAUGGUCAACAACAACAACAACAACAGCAGCAUCAUCGUCAGCACCAGCAGCCACCUUCGUCGCAGCAAUUGCCUUUAGCGCACCAUUUGCCCGUGAUGACCAACAACUCACUCUACGCUACGGGGGCUUUCAGUGCAGCACUCAUACUACCGCAGUAUCCACUGCAACCUAAUCCCAAUCAAGCCAGGUCUCUAUCGUUGAGCGAGUGCGGGAGUCUGCCGCGGCCGUGCAGUCAGUUGCGAAUGGCCACCGCCCAUGCAGGCAACCCAGCGACGCCAGCCACAGCGUACAUCUCAUCGACUCUGCCGUACAACCGUGUUGGAAAGGGUAGCCAACAGCAGCAUCCACCUCCCUCUCAACAACUGCAGCAACUACAACAGGCUGAGGGGCAGCAAUCCAAUCCUUCGCUAAGUCCAGUCGCACAAAGAAGGUAUAUAACAGCAACGGCCGGAGGCCGCGGCAGCGUAGGAUCCCAGUUCAAGUCUGCGCAACUCGCUACGCAUGUAUGAUAGUACAUUGUCCUCUGAGCGGGAUAGUUACGUUGCAUAAACGUCCCCCGAUCGAACACCCCGGACACCAUUCGUUAUGGUUGUCUCUUUUAGGCGGGAGCACUCGCCAGAGGUUAGACAUAAAAUGAAGGAAAUAAUCGACGAGAAACUAUGAGUGAGCGGUCAUACGAUAAAGAAUGUUUUCUCAUACACACCUCCUUUGCUGAAAAAAAAAGAUGUGAGUGCGUAAGGGAACAUUCACGUCAAAGAUGGUCAGGUCCUCCAUGUUGCUAGCAAUGUGUGGGUUAGAUGUUCGACGUCAAGUGGGAUUUUCUCGAUGUGGAAGAUUGAUAAAAGACAGACCGAGCUGCCGAGCUCAUGCUUCGAAUCAUGCUGCUGGUACGCUAACCUUAUAUAGCUGAUGCGUCAUUGCAAAAAGCGGUUUGACGCCUUCAGAUGGAUUCUUGGGUUAUUGAAUGUUCGUUCGUUCGUUCACCUACGACUACAUUACACUUUUCCAACAAGCACCCGUUAUUAUACCCGCCCAUAGCCGUGUUGCCAGUCAUUGGGUAAUAACUGUAUUUAUAUCCGGCCGACUCAAUUGUCUGUAUUACGUUUAACUUACGGUUGGCCUUCAGUCUUUUAUGCGGUUGCCUUUUCGCCUGUCGUAAAGUAUCACGCUUCGUCACGUGCGUAGUGUGUGAUUUUUUCGUUGCAUUUGUUGUUCAACUAACGGAAUCUCGGCGGAUAAAAAAAUAAUUAUCUGAGUUUCCCUGUUUUGCUCUUGCUUCUGCUGUGUCAGCAGUCGCAUUUCUUGUCAAUCCCUUUUAUAAAGAAGUGCAAUAAAUUAGCAGUCGAUAGAAAAAAGAGUAAGCAGGUAAUCUACGUAGUGAUAAGCCACUGUUUGAGGACACGUACAGUGUUUCUAUGGGAAGUAACAUAACGGUUGGGCGGCAGUAGCAGCAGGGAAAGCAACACCGGCAGAGCAAGUUUUGAGUAAUUGUACAUCAUUUGUGGUUGCGCGAGGAAUGGAAGCUAGAAAUUGAAGCUUGUAUGGCUUUGGGAAAUCAAACGAAAUCGAAUUAUAGCGAGCGAGAAGACUCGUACGUAACGGCGGGUCUUCGAAA
Varroa destructor (honeybee mite) is the source of this 5356-nucleotide messenger RNA. RefSeq names its product irregular chiasm C-roughest protein-like. Gene Ontology annotation, biological process: cell-cell adhesion. Gene Ontology annotation, cellular component: plasma membrane; cell-cell junction. Gene Ontology annotation, molecular function: cell adhesion molecule binding. Lineage: Eukaryota; Metazoa; Arthropoda; Arachnida; Mesostigmata; Varroidae. The record is from RefSeq and is a predicted model, not a curated record.